AUGGAGAGCUUACUAAAGCAGUAUAUUGAAAAGAAUGAAACAGUACUCCAGAAUCAAGCAACGUCAUUCCACAAUCUAGAAAUUCAGAUAGGACAGAUUGCGGGCAAGCUCAAAAGUAGACCGCAAGGGGCAUUGCCGAGUUCAACCGAGCUCCCGCGCAACUCAGGGAAUACGUUGAAUGUGGGGCAGUUGGUACCCACGACGGUGACUCUCCAGCUGGCAGACAGGUCCCUUGUUCAUCCAGAAGGGGAGGUGAAGGAUGUCCUGGUCUCGAAUGACAAAUUUAUCUUACUGCCAGACUUCAUCAUCCUCGAUUAUGAAGCGAACAAAGAUGUACCCAUCAUUUUGGGACGACCAUUUUUAUCCACUGGUCGCGUUCAAAUUGAUGUGUAUAAGGGAGAGAUCACGUUGAGUGUGAAUGGAAAGGAACUCAGGUUUGACAUUAUUAAAGCCAUGAAGUAUCCGGAAGAAGAAGACUUAACAGAUUCCGACAAUGAACCCAGUUGUAACGAAAAAGAAGUGUCCGAAGAUGAAAAUGAAAGAGAGGAUGCGAACGCAUCCAUAGCAACCUGCAAUGCGAUUAUGGAAACGACAACCAAAGAAGAAAAACUGACGUUGAAUGAAGAAAGAAAAGCAUAA
This is a messenger RNA of Benincasa hispida (wax gourd), 639 nucleotides long. Lineage: Eukaryota; Viridiplantae; Streptophyta; Magnoliopsida; Cucurbitales; Cucurbitaceae. The record is from RefSeq and is a predicted model, not a curated record.